CGCUCCAGCCCGGAGACAGCAGCUGCCCCUCCAGCUCCAGCUCCUCGGCCGCCACCACCGGGCACCCCCAAAGCUCCAGCCAUGGACAGAUGCAGAGCUCCGUGCUACGAGUACCCCUCGUGCCCCGACGUGCUGAAAGCCCCGAGGGAGGAGGUCGCCUACGUGACCUGCACCUACAGGUCCACCUGCAUCGACCAACCCGAUUUCCUGGCCACCGUGGACCUCAACCCCCGCUCCCCCCACUACGGCCAGGUGAUCCACCGGCUGCCCAUGCCCAACCUCAAGGACGAGCUGCACUGCGCGGGGUGGGGCCCCGCCUGCGGCUGCUUCGAGAGCGGCGCCGCGGCCAAAAGGACCAAGCUGGUCCUGCCCUGCCUCAUCUCCUCCCGCAUCUACGUGGUGGAUGUGGGCUCCCAGUGCCGGGCGCCCCGGAUCUGCAAGACGAUCGAGCCCGUGGAUGUGUUCUGGAAGUGCAACAAGGGCUACCUGGCUGUCACCCACCCCCUGCCCAACGGGGACGUCCUGAUCGCCAACAUGGGCGACCCCGCUGGCAACGCCAAAGGUGGCUUCGUGGUGCUGGACGGAGAGACCUUUGAGCUGAAGGGGAACUGGGAGAACGAGUGCGAGGUUCCCCCGAGCGGCUGCGACUUCUGGUACCAGCCCCGGCACAACGUCCUGGUCAGCUCGGCCGGGGUGGUGCCCAAAGUGGCCGGGCGCGGCUUCAACCCCGAUGACUUCAAGAAAGGGGUCUUCGGGCGCCGCCUGAACGUGUGGAACUUGUCCUGCCGCAGCCUCACGCAGUGCUUCGACCUGGGCGAGGAUUCUCUGCCCCUGAACGUGCGGUUCCUGCACAACCCCGACGCCGCCGAGGGCUACGUGGGCUGUGCCCUGAGCGGGGUCGUCUUUCGCUUCUACAAAUCGUGCGAGAGAGACAACUGGGCAGUGGAGGAGGUGAUCCGCAUCCCGCCCAAGGACGUGUCGGGCUGGAUCAUGCCCAAGAUGCCAGCCUUCAUCGCCGACCUCAUCAUCAGCCCGGACGAUCGGUUCCUGUUCGUCAGCAAUUGGCUGCACGGGGACAUCCGCCAGUACGAGCUGAGCAGGAACUGCAAGCCCCGGCUGGUGGGGCAGGUGUUCGUGGGGGGCAGCAUCCUGCGAGGGGGCCCCGUGACCGUGUGCAGGGACGAGGAGCUCAAGUGCCAGCCCGAGCCGCUGGUGGUCAAGUGCAAGCGCGUGUACGGCGGCCCCAGCACGAUGCAGCUGAGCCUGGACGGGAAGCGGCUCUACGUGACCAACUCCUUAUACAGCACCUGGGACCGGCAGUUCUACCCCAGCAUGGUCAAGGAGGGCUCGGUGAUGCUGCAGCUCGACGUGGACACGGACAAGGGCGGCCUGGCCGUGAACAAGAACUUCCUGGUGGAUUUCGGCAAGGAGCCGCACGGGCCGUGCCUGGCGCACGAGAUUCGCUUCGCCGGCGGCGAUUCCAAGUCCGAGAUCCUGCCCUAGGGAUCCCGGGAAGCGCCCGCUGCCCCCUCCCCCUGCGGUGCUGCCCUUGGGGUGCCGGCGGGUGAUGGGUGUGGGGUCCCCUCGGGUGUUGGGUGUGGGGUCCCCUCGGGUGAUUCCGGGCUUUGGGGUCCCCGUUCCCGCUGGAAUCUCGAUCCCGCUCCGGGCAAAGCAGCGCCGGGACCCGCGGCUGUCCCUGGGAUGUCCCCGCGAUGUCCCCGCGAUGUCCCCGGGCUCUUCCCGGGAUCCGGAACUUCGGCAGCCUCGGCGGCAGCGAGGGAAGCGCCCGGCCCGGCUCGGUCCCUGUCCCGGGACAUUCCCUGCAGCGCUCCCGGCUCCCAUCCCGUGCCCGGCCCGGCUCGAUCUCUGUCCCGGGACAUUCCCUGCAGCGCUCCCGGCUCCCAUCCCGUGCCCGGCCCGGCUCGGUCCCUGUCCCGGGACACUCCCUGCAGCGCUCCCGGCUCCCAUCCCGUGCCCGGCCCGGCUCGGUCCCUGUCCCGGGACAUUCCCUGCAGCGCUCCCGGCUCCCAUCCCGUGCCCGGCCCGGCUCGGUCCCUGUCCCGGGACAUUCCCUGCAGCGCUCCCGGCUCCCAUCCCGUGCCCGGCCCGGCUCGAUCUCUGUCCCGGGACAUUCCCUGCAGCGCUCCCGGCGCUUUCCCGGCAAUCCCGAGCCCUUCCCGACGCUGCUCCGCCCCGGCCCUGCUUUAGCCUGGAAUAAAUAAAGUUGUUCCCCGCAUCA
Molecule: messenger RNA, 2239 nt
Organism: Corvus hawaiiensis (hawaiian crow)
Lineage: Eukaryota; Metazoa; Chordata; Aves; Passeriformes; Corvidae
Product: methanethiol oxidase-like
Exons: 12
Coding region: 82-1503 (473 amino acids)
Molecular function (GO): protein binding; selenium binding
Source: RefSeq, a predicted model, not a curated record